Dermochelys coriacea (leatherback sea turtle) is the source of this 1774-nucleotide messenger RNA. Its product is annotated as C->U-editing enzyme APOBEC-1-like. Gene Ontology annotation, cellular component: cytoplasm; nucleus. Gene Ontology annotation, biological process: cytidine to uridine editing. The record is from RefSeq and is a predicted model, not a curated record. Bases 228 to 1031 code for a protein of 267 amino acids. The transcript is spliced from 5 exons. NCBI's taxonomy places the organism in Eukaryota, Metazoa, Chordata, Testudines, Dermochelyidae. Gene Ontology annotation, molecular function: zinc ion binding; RNA binding; cytidine deaminase activity.
AGCAGGGGAGGAAUAAUGCUGGGGCAGGAUGCUCUCUGAAAUUAACGAGAAAAUGUGGGUCAGCAUGCUGGGUUCUCUAAUCUAAUGUUUCUGUUCUCAGGAAUAGAAACUGAAAGGGAGAAACACACCCCAGUAAAACAGGACACAGCCUGGGAGGCUGUACUGAAAGCCAUGGCCACUGGCAGGAAGAGAGAUUAUGUGUCCAGAGGCAUCGCGCAAGGGUGAGAAUGAAAACACCAUACCCACAUCCUCCACAAGAUUUACAGGCAAAUUGGGAGCUGGGAAGAUUCAGAUCUCACUCCCGUAUCAUCAGUGUGACACCAGAUUUAACUCUCCUUCUUCCCUACCUCUCUCUCUUUUCUUCCAUCACUAUCUCUAAGUCUCCCUCUAUCCUUCUGUGGAAGAUAGGGCAGAAGGCAUUUGUGAAGAAUUAUGACCCAAGUGUCCUUUCAAGUGUGACUUACCUUCUCUAUGAAAUCAAGUGGAACUAUCGCAGAAGGUGCUGGCAAAGAUGGAUCCGUUGUGCCGGCGGUGAGCAUGCUGAAAUAUACUUCCUGGAAGAUGUCUAUAAAAAGCUAAGAUAUGAUCCUUUUGUCCACUGCUCCAUCACCUGUUACAUGUCCUGGAGUCCCUGUGGGGACUGCUGCCUGAAGAUCAUAGAUUUUCUGGAGAAAAUGCCUAAUUUGAGUCUAGUCAUUUAUGUAGCAAGGCUCUACUGGCACAAAGAGGAGAACAAUCGUCAGGGUCUGCGGGACCUGGAGUAUUUCAGAGUGUCCAUCCAAGUCAUGGAUCUCCCAGAUUAUAACGACUGUUGGAGAACAUUCGUUGAUGAUGAGGACAAGUAUGAAGAUGAUUAUUGGCCCAGGCACUUCGCUCCAUGGAUAAUGCUAUAUUCUCUCGAACUCCAGUCCAUCCUUCAGGACAUUCCCUCUUGCUUAAAGAUUUCAUCAGGUAUGAACCAGCCUCCAGUUUUCAGCCUACGUGUAGAUAAGAAACAGAAAAAAGCACUCGCAUCAGCCAAUCCCUAUUAGCCGCCAGUAUCCUGGCCUGGGUAUCCAACCAGUCUCUGGAAGCCAUGAGUGUCUUGAACCAGCCAUCAGCUGCUAAGCAACAGAAACCAGUUGACAGGAAACAUCACCCACAUUAAAACUCCAGAACUGGGGGAGGGGAAGAGGAUGCAUCCAGGAUGGGUGCAAGAGAGUGACUGCUUUGCGAUCACAGCAUGUUUUCUCAGUUGGUGGGUUGCUCUUGCAUGAGCUGAAAGUCCAUUAGAAUGUUUAAUCAUUUCAGUUUGAUUUAGUUACUCGUAGCCAUUUUCUUGCCAUUGCUUCAGCUUGUAGCCAUUUGAAAAGUGAAUCCUGUUUAAAUAUUUAAUGCUGUACAGGUUUCAGAGUGGUAGCCGUGUUAGUCUGUAUCCGCAAAAAGAACGAGUAGUAAAUUUGUUAGUCUCUAAGGUGCCACAAGUACUCCUCGUUCCUAAUGCUGCACAGUGACUGGGUCGUGUUAGCACCUUUGUAUGGGUUUAUUCCAUCACAGUUAACAUAAGAGUAUCUUGCUUAUUCUGCAGCCAAUGCUGUUCCACCAAGUGAACAUAAAACUAUAAGAUUUGCUUUGUGUAAGCAGUUUAUAAGGAACUAACUCGUUAUGUAUUUACAUAUAUAGAGACCUAAGAGAGGAUUUAUUUUCUGCAGUUAUUUCUUUGAAUUAUGUUUCUCUUGUAGAUUUCUAGAUAUUGCUUUGUGUCAUUUGUCAACAUAACAUUUCAAUAAAAUAU